This is a messenger RNA of Naegleria gruberi, 1494 nucleotides long. RefSeq lists its product as uncharacterized. Lineage: Eukaryota; Heterolobosea; Eutetramitea; Acrasida; Naegleriidae. Gene Ontology annotation, biological process: regulation of actin filament polymerization. The record is from RefSeq and is a predicted model, not a curated record. Gene Ontology annotation, cellular component: plasma membrane; actin filament; cortical actin cytoskeleton. Gene Ontology annotation, molecular function: actin filament binding. The transcript is spliced from 5 exons. Bases 5 to 1453 code for a protein of 482 amino acids.
CAAAAUGUCCAAACUCGAUCUCGACUCCAAGGCCAAACAAGCCUUCGAUGAUGUGAGCAAUUCCAAACUCACCUAUGCCUUGUUGAAACACGAAGGUACCUCCAACAAGGUUAUUGUUGCCUCCACCGGUGAUGAUAUUUUGGAUUUAAUUGACGACUUGAAUGAUGGUACAAUCAUGUAUGCCUUGAUUCGUUUCGUCAUUAACGAUGCUACCAAAUUUGUCUAUGUGGGUUGGUGUCCUGAAGGUAUUGCUAAUCAAAUCUUCAAAGGAAAGUUCCAAAACUGGAACAAGGAUAUGGAAUUCUAUUUGAAGGGAAGAUACCACUUGUCAGUUUAUGCUCGUAACGAAGAAGAUAUUGAUCAAGCUUCUUGGAUUAAGAAACUCAAAGUUGGUGCUGGUUCUUCCUACACACAAAGUUCAAAUGCCAAGGAUUUGACAAUUUCACAAGCCAAGCAAAAUAUUGCAUCAUCAAAGACCGAUGUUAAAAAGACUGAAGUUGCGAUUGAUGACAGUGAAAGAAACAAAUUCUGGGAAAAACAACAAGAAGAACUCAAGAAACAAGAAGAAAAGAAGAAGCUCCCACCACCAAGAUCUGACUAUAAAAAGACAGAUGAAAGAAAUCAAUUCUGGCAAGGUCAAAGUACCUCCACAACUAGUGGAUCCACUGUUGUGAAGAGUAGUGAUCGUAUUAGUGAAAUUCAACAAAUCAAGAAUAAUAGUAAUCAAUUUUGGCAAAAGCAACAAGAACAACCAGUUCCAGAAUCUGACAACAAACCAAAGGAAGUUGUUCGUGGAAACAAGGAUUUGUUCAAAAAGUUCGAAAGCAUGAGUGUUAAAACUGAAGAAUCAAAACCUGUUGCCAGACAACCAAUUUCAACUGGUGCUGCCAAGAAGCCAGUUUUCCAACCAAAGCACGAAGAACCAGUUUAUGAGGAACCACAACAUCAUUAUGAAGAACCAGUUCAAGAAGAAUCUCACUAUGAACACUAUGAAGAACCACAACAAGAAGAAUCUCACUAUGAGGAGCCACCACAACAAACUUAUCAUCAACCAAGAGUUCCACCUCCAUUCCAUCAACCACGUUAUGAUUCCGAAGAAGAAGAAGAGCCAGAACAAGAACCAGAACCUGUUCAAGAACCAGUUAACAAUAAGCCAUCUAAACCAAAAGGAUAUUUGGAAAGACAAGUUGAACAAGGAAAUAUUUCUCCAUCUCAAGCUGAAGAAAUUAUUGCAAAGCCAACCAAACUUCCACCUCCUCCAGUUCCAACCAAACCAAAGUAUCCUGAAUUGGUUGCUGUUUUUGAUUUUGAAGGUCAAGAUGGUGAAGAACUUUCAUUCGCUGAAGGUGAUACCCUCUAUCUCGUUCAAGAUGAAGGUGAAUGGUGGUUAGCUGAAGAUACCAAUGGUCAACAAGGUUACAUUCCUUCAAACUAUGUUGAAUAUAAAGAAUAGUAAUUGUAAUAAUAAAAAACUCUUGUAAAUUAUUUAUUUUU